AUGGACAUUGUCAAAGACAUGACCACUCAAACAUUUUGGGCAGCUUUCUUUUCGUCGGUAAGAUUCAUUCCUUAUGAGAACCAUUAUGGGUUUUGGUCAGGAAUGCUGGACAUCGGCCAAUUUUUCAAAGACUUCGGUGUAUACGAUGCCAAAUCACAUUCUUACUACCUUCCUUCGACGUGGCAAUCCGUGGGUAGCGGAGUCCCAGUUGCUGGUUUUGCAAUUGGUAUAGAUCUGGGGCGUAUCAGAACAUUUCGCAUAGCCUCACUCAUUUCUGCCGUGGGGAUAAUCAUCCAGUCAACGGCCAUGCAGUCUUUUUGGGAAAUUAUGGUCGGUCGAAUUAUCAACACAUUGGCUCUUGGAAUCCUAGCAAAUGCAAUUCCCGCCUACUUGGCAGAAAUAUCGCCUCUUUCAAUUCGUGGUACCUUGAUCAAUUGCUACCAAUUCUCGGUUUCUGUCGGUGCAGUUCUGGUCACAAUCAUGAACUAG
Penicillium longicatenatum is the source of this 489-nucleotide messenger RNA. RefSeq names its product Major facilitator superfamily domain general substrate transporter. The transcript is spliced from 3 exons. Gene Ontology annotation, biological process: carbohydrate transport; transmembrane transport. The record is from RefSeq and is a predicted model, not a curated record. Gene Ontology annotation, molecular function: carbohydrate:proton symporter activity. Lineage: Eukaryota; Fungi; Ascomycota; Eurotiomycetes; Eurotiales; Aspergillaceae. Gene Ontology annotation, cellular component: membrane. The coding region runs from base 1 to 489 and encodes 162 amino acids.